GAAUUUAAGAGGUAUAUUAAAUUUAAUUUAACAAAUAUUAAUGUGAGGGGUAUAUAUAGUGAGAAUGAUCAAAACUGAGGGGGUAACUAAUUAAUUUUGGACAAAGGCAACAAAUGAGGGAGUAAUUAAGCUAGGCACCACCCAGUGAAUUACAUUUAUUAGAAUGUUAUUAUUAAUACACCAUGAUAGUAUAUUUUGUGAUACGGAAAUGAUAUGGUUUGGUAUAUGAGAAACAAAUGAAGAAUGAAGAUGAAUUCAGAGGCGAGUGGGGAGGAGGAGGGGCGGUUCCCAAACAAUUUGACUAAAGGUGAGACGUGAAGUGAAGGCGGGGUCGUGGUCGAGAUGGAACACAAAAGCUUUGGGCAACCCUAUCCACAGCUCUAUCCCCCCAUCUUCCGCGUCCAGUAAGAGAGCCAAAUCGGUCAAGCUGUGAGCCGGACCCAACCACCUGGGCUUCCCCCACCCGAAGUCCACCUCCAGAAACUCGAACUUGAACCAGCUGCUUAUGCUCAGCACCCGCACCGCAUCUGCGUCCCUCGCGAUCCCUUCCCCCACCUCCCCUAUUGCUUUCAGAUACGCGCCGCCUUUCCUCACGUACCUGUCGUCCAUCUUCCUGAUCGAUUCCCGCACGCUCCCGAUCAGUGACUGCGCCGUCACUUCCGCCCCCUCCGCCGCCCACCACGCCGAGGUCAGCUGGUUGAUAUUUCCCAGGCAGGUGGGCGGGAAGGGCGGGACCAACCUCCCUCGCAAGUCCACCGCGUUCGUCAGAAUGUGCGUCUUCAGCUUCGGGUUCGCCGCCAGCGUUGCCCUGAUCACGGCGGCCCAUAUGAACGCGGACAUCGCCUCCACCCGAGUCGGGCGCCGCCCGCUCAUAACCUGCAGCCCGUCUUUUAUCCGCUCCACCUCCUGCUUUGAGAACACGUACCGCUUCCCCAUGUAUUUUCCGCGCGCCUGUCCCCUCAGGGCUGCGAAGCAGGAUAUCGCCGUGGGGACGUCGUGCUUUAUCGGAGGGAAAAUCGCCGUGGGGUCGACGACGAAACUGUCGCGGGUGGCGGUGAUGACUCCUCCCCGGUUGAAGCCGGCCCAGGUCCGGAUGAGGCCGACCACGCCGGAGGCAUCGGCGAGAGCGUGCCAGAGGCAUAUCGCCAGCGCCGUCCCGCCGCAGGGGAAGCGGUUCACCUGAACAGCCAGGAGGGGCUGGGAAGGGUCGAAAGCCGUCGGGUAGGGAUGGCGCGGGAAGAGCUGGCGGAGGAGGUGGACCUUGGGGUGGCGGAGGAGGUGGGCGAGGUGGGCGUUGGUGACGUUUGCGCGGACGAAAUCGGCGCCCUCGUCGUUGCAGAGGACGGUGAACUCGUCCUUCUGCCUGCCGGCGAGAGGGUAAAGGAGGGAGAGGGCCUUGGAGAGCGAGAGUUUGAGGCGGUCGUAGUCAUGGGCGGGAGAGGUGGCGGCGUAGAAGAAGACGAUGGGCGUAUAAAAAGUGCCGGUAAGUUGAUCAUUAAGGCACAGCUUAUAGGUGCGCAAGGAUUCCGGGGUAGGGGAAAGCGGCUUCACCUUCUCCUCCUCAUAUCUUUCCACUUUCAGCUCCAUCAUAUUAUUAUUGUUAUUAUUAUUCAUACCGAGCCGCCCAUCCAUAAUAACUUCAACUCGUCACUCUCUUUUAU
This is a messenger RNA of Cuscuta epithymum, 1661 nucleotides long. The record is from the annotation of a GenBank genome assembly. Lineage: Eukaryota; Viridiplantae; Streptophyta; Magnoliopsida; Solanales; Convolvulaceae.